Molecule: messenger RNA, 5300 nt
Organism: Choloepus didactylus (southern two-toed sloth)
Lineage: Eukaryota; Metazoa; Chordata; Mammalia; Pilosa; Megalonychidae
Gene: HLF
Product: HLF transcription factor, PAR bZIP family member
Biological process (GO): regulation of transcription by RNA polymerase II
Cellular component (GO): nucleus
Molecular function (GO): RNA polymerase II cis-regulatory region sequence-specific DNA binding; DNA-binding transcription factor activity, RNA polymerase II-specific
Source: RefSeq, a predicted model, not a curated record
GGGGGCCCGGGCCGCCGUGGUGCUUCUGCCAUUCUGCAGCCGUCAACAUUUUUUUUUUCUUUCUUUUUCGCAAUUUUAAACAUUUUGCAAGACGAGGGGUUCGAGGCAGGUGAGCAUCCUGCACUUCGCCCAGAAGCCCGCGGGCACCCGUUGUUUUCUCCAGGGAUCGUCUGCACUGGGAGCCCGAAAGUUCUUUUUUUUUACCCCCCAAUAUUUUUUAUGCAGAUGUAUUUAUAAAGAUAUAAGUAAUUUUUUUCUUUCCUUGUCUUCACUGCCUUGUAAGCGAAUACUUUUGGCAAAGGACGCAGAAAAAAGCUCAGCAACAUUUUGGGGGGCGGUUGGGUUUUCGUUGUUUUUUGUUUUUUGUUUUUUGUUUUUUUAAGAAAAAAAUUGAGUGCAUCGCCAUGGAGAAAAUGUCCCGACCGCUCCCCUUGAAUCCCACCUUUAUCCCGCCUCCCUACGGCGUGCUCAGGUCCCUGCUGGAGAACCCGCUGAAGCUCCCCCUUCACGAAGACGCAUUUAAUAAAGACAAAGACAAGGAAAAGAAGCUGGAUGAUGAGAGCAACAGCCCGACGGUCCCCCAGUCGGCGUUUUUGGGGCCCACCUUAUGGGACAAAACCCUUCCCUAUGACGGAGAUACUUUCCAAUUGGAAUACAUGGACCUGGAGGAGUUUUUGUCAGAAAAUGGCAUCCCCCCCAGCCCGUCUCAGCAGGACCACAGCCCUCACCCUCCAGGGCUGCAGCCGACUGCCUCUGCUGCCCCUUCGGUCAUGGACCUCAGCAGUCGGGCUUCUGCUCCCCUCCACCCUGGCCUCCCAUCCCCGAACUGCAUGCAGAGCCCCAUCAGACCAGGUCAGCUGUUGCCAACAAACCGCAAUACACCCAGUCCCAUUGAUCCUGACACCAUCCAAGUCCCGGUGGGUUAUGAGCCAGACCCGGCAGAUCUUGCCCUCUCCAGCAUCCCUGGACAGGAAAUGUUUGACCCUCGCAAACGCAAGUUCUCUGAGGAAGAACUGAAACCACAGCCCAUGAUUAAGAAAGCUCGCAAAGUCUUUAUCCCCGAGGAUCUGAAGGAUGACAAGUACUGGGCAAGGCGUAGGAAGAACAACAUGGCGGCCAAGCGCUCCCGCGAUGCCCGGCGGCUGAAGGAGAAUCAGAUUGCCAUCCGGGCUUCGUUCCUUGAGAAGGAGAACUCGGCCCUCCGCCAGGAGGUAGCUGACUUGCGGAAGGAGCUGGGCAAAUGCAAGAACAUACUUGCCAAGUAUGAAGCCAGGCACGGGCCGCUGUAGGAUGGCAUUUUUGUGGGCUGGCUUUGGAAUAGAUGGACAGUUUGUUUCCUGUCUGAUAGCACCACACCCAGACACCCUUUCUGUCAUCAGCACUUUACCAGAGGCAUAACCACAACUGACUCACAUUUUGGUAUGCAUCUGUGUGUGUGUGCGCGCGCGUGUAAGUGCUUGUGCUUGCCUGUGUGGUCAGCUGUGUGUGCGUGUGUGCGUGCACGUGUACUUUUGCACUUGCCAUUUUAAGAAGCCCUCUCUUCAUCUUUUAGUCCCACAAAAGAAUUGUGCCAUAUUUUAACAGACUAGGGAGACCUCUCAUGGGUUCUCUUCCUGGUCCCUUCUUUUCCACACCUUCCCUUUCAGCGUUGCUUCAUGUUCCAUCUUAUGUACUCUUCCAGGACCCUCUACUCCAAUUUACUAAGAAGGGCCCUGGUAAAACAGUAGAUCACAGUUUGCAAGAGUACAAGCUCUUGUAUACGUUUAAUCUGUAAGUUAUCAUGCUAAUAAGGUACACAAAAUAACUUAGCACUACACUGCGGCUCUAUUAAUUUAUAGGUUGCUUUCUUCAUAUUUUCAGUUUGGGUGAUAAUUGUCUUCAAAUUUAAAGUGCUGUUUAGAUUUAUUAGGUCCCAUAUUUACUUACUGCUAUCUACUAAGUUUCCUUUUAAUUUUAUCAAUCCCAGAUAAGAGUACUAUUAUUAGAACACAGAGUGUGUUUUUGCACUGUCUGUACCUAAAGCAAUAAUCCUAUUGUACGCUAGAGCAUGCUGCCUGAGUACUACUAGUGGACAUAGGAUAUUUUCCUUACCUAAGAUUUUCACUAUCUUUUGAAAAAUAAAAUUAAAGUAAUGCAUUUGAGCAUGUCCAGAACAUCCCCGGGGCAGAGAAGCAAAGGGAGAUGUGGGGUCUAAGAACAAGGGGUUAAUUUAUCAGUGCAGGAGCAAAAAAUGCCUUUUGGAACUGCUUUUGACGUUGACGUGUUUGGUUUUGUUUUCUCCUCUCAUAUACUCCCACCCCAUUUAUAGUUGACUUCUUUCCAUAUCCCUAUUGACAUUCAGAACAAUUCAAUUACUUAAGAUUCAAUUUUCCCCACUUUUGUGAUAUAUAUAUAUAUAUAUAUAUAUUUUGUGAAUUAUACCUUGCUGGUUUUUAACAUCAGUUGAUUAAGUUAAAAAGUUAAUGUUUUGUAAGACCCUUUUUCUUAGUGGUGUUGUUUUUGAAUGCUUCAUAAAUUAAUGAUUCUGGAGCUUAUGUUGUUUAUUCCAUGUUUGCUUUUGAGCAUUUGUGCUCUUAUACAGUGGACGUCUGAAAAAUGAAUGUAAAAGACACUGGUGUAUCUCAGAAGGGGAUGGUGUUGUCACAAACUGUGGUUAAUCCAAUCAGUUUUAAAUGUUUACUAUAGACCAAAAGGAGAGAUUAUUAAAUUGUUUAAUGUUUAUACAGAGUAAAUAUAGGAAGUUCUUUUUGUACAGUAUUUUUCAGAUAUAAAUACUGACAAUGUAUUUUGAAAGACAUAUAUUAUAUAUAGCAAAGAGAAAAGGAAAACCAUUCCAUGUUUUAAAAUUAUAUAGCAAAGAUACCAAUGUUGUACAGAGAAGAAGUGCUUUGGGAUUUUUGAAGUCUUUAAUAUUUUAAGCCUAUCACUGACACAUCAGCAUGUUUUCUGCUUUAAAUUAAAGUUUUAUGACAGUAUCAAGGCUUGCUGUGACGAAUCCUGCUCCUAAAUACAUAAGGAACUUUCUUAUUUCCUACUAGAUCUCAGAUGGAAGUCAGUUAACGUCACUCAAAAGCACAAAAUGGAUUUUAGUCAAAUAUUUAUUGGCUGAUAAAGUGUUUUUUUAGGAAAAGCAUCUGCCACAAAAUGUUCACUUCAAAAUUAUGAGUUUCUGGAAUGAAGCGUUUUGUAAAAUGCAAGUGCCCUGAACAAUUCUUUCCUCCUGUGCAGGAGCAUGCAUCUUAUGCAGUAUAAGGUUGAUAUUGGUGCUAUGUGUAUGGCUUAGAAUUUGAUAGAUGUUUUGACUUUAAAGAUGAUUGUUUUUUUGUUUCAUUACAUUGUAUAUCAAGAGAUUCUGUUAUUACUAAAAAGGAAUAUUUGAUGUUAUAUUAAAAUGUCCUUUCUUCACUGGGAUUCUCUGCUUUCCUGCUUUCAGAGUAUCUAAUUCUGAAAUGAUAUGGUGAUCUCUUUGUCAAUCCAUCAACUAUGCUUCUCUCAUAGUGUCAAAGUCUUGGGAAACUGGACUCAUAGGAUAUUCCUACUAGGUAUCCGUUUUGUCCUAACCUACAGAUUUUGGUGGGAGUUGAGGAAGUAUUGGAAUUGAAAUACAUUGAUUAGGUAGAUCAAUGAUAAAAUAAAUAAAAAAUUUGGACCUCUUAAGCAGAAUUGAAUAAGAGACCUUCACUAAGAGGUAGAAGUGGAAAUGGAGUCAGAGUUUUUGUAGGUGAAGAGGCCAGUGGCGACAGAAUUGUUAAAUAGCAAUAGUCAUUACUGCAAAGUCAAAUUCUGUGUUUAAGUAGAGAGGCGUUGAAUCUGGUAGACAAUCCGUAGUCACCAAAAUAUAAAACGGUAGCUGAGAAAAUAUUUGAGCACUGGUCUUUUUUGGAAUAAAGUAGUUUUUAUCAACUGGACAUCACAAAUAUUUUCUGCAGAAGAAAUAAAAAGGUCAUAAAAAAUUUAUUCUAUUGUGUGCCAGGAGAGGUUUCAGUAACCUACCUCGUCUUAACAAUUUGAACACUUUGGAGUCUGUGCAGCAGCCAUAUAUGUAGCUCAGUUUCACCACACACACACACAUAUGUGAACACUCACUCCUGGACUGUCGAGGCCAGCUAACUAGUUAAAAAGGCCAUUCUGCUCAGUAUUGUGGAAGCCAUGGCCUGACUUGGAGUGACUUGGAUGAGGCAGGGUUAAACAAAGGCCUGCAGACUGCAGCUAUUAUUAGAGUCCUGUUGUCACUUUCACCUUUUCAUCAUAAGCAUUAUUCAGAGAUUAAUUACUUGGCCAUUAAAAAUGAAUACAAAUCAUAACACGCCAGCAUCAUUUAGCUGCAAUUUGAAAUGAGCAGCUUAGGGCUUCCUGGCAAGGUUACAUAGUCAUUUCUUUUCACUAAGCUUGCAAAGAAAGGCAAAAAUUGAUUAGCCUUUCUGCUCAUGCUACCUUGAGGGGAUAAGUAGGGGAUGUAAGAGCUAGAAAUGAUCACUUCCUCUUGAGGAAGUGGCCACUUUUGACCAUUCAAAAACCAUAUGAUGUCAGACUGUGAUAGGCCUUUAAUCUUCAAACAAGAGAAGCCUCGAGAAGUCAUCCCUGGAACGACCCCUAUUUCUGGCAGCAGCUGGGAAGUGUACUAGAUAACCCAAGGGUUCUUCCUAACUCACUGGUUUUAUGUGGGAACUCACAAUACUUUUAAAUGUAAGUUUAAAAGGUUGGGAAAAUCUGUUUUCAGAAUAGUCAAGAAAAACUUCAGAGUAAGGCAACAGACAUUUUGUAGAAUGCAAAGAUAUAGCUUGGUUUUUACCAUAGUUCAUAUAAUUUUUCCCCUAAUGUUGUUUUUAGGAAAACACAAAUUUUGUCAGAAUUAAUUAGAGGGAUCCCAAGGCAGGUGGGCUUGGCAAAUACUUCUUGCUCCUGAGCCAAGGUCUCGCUCAGGUUUUUUCUAUAAUUAAUAAUGUCAUUUUUUUAAAAAACGAGGAAAACCUUAUCCUAGAUCUUGAUGGAUUGAAUUUAGCAACCAAAGUCAGUACGUUUUGCAGGAGGCCUACUGUGUGUAGGAAAGUGUGUGUGUGUGUAUGUGUGACUAUUUAAGUCAAGAUAUAAAAUUUUUAAUUUUGGAAUACUUUACCAAACAUAACAAUCCACCAUUAUUCUUUUGGUGACACCACAAAAAUUGCAUCUGAUAAACAGGUACAAGUUAACAUGAGGUCAGUUUAAUUGUACACCAUGAUAUUGGUAGUAUUUAUGUUGUGAAGUCCAAACUUUUGUCUGUUAUUCUUAAUGUUUAAUAAACUUUGUAUUUUUUUCUUUUC